This is a messenger RNA of Sesamum indicum (sesame), 1670 nucleotides long. Its product is annotated as mitogen-activated protein kinase kinase kinase 20. NCBI's taxonomy places the organism in Eukaryota, Viridiplantae, Streptophyta, Magnoliopsida, Lamiales, Pedaliaceae. Gene Ontology annotation, molecular function: ATP binding; protein kinase activity. Gene Ontology annotation, biological process: signal transduction; protein phosphorylation. The record is from RefSeq and is a predicted model, not a curated record.
AACAAUACUAGAUUUUAUCCUCUGCGGGUACACAUAGGAAGCUUUGUUGACGAGGGCGGUUUUCACUGACAUGGAAGCCGCUCUUUCCACUUACAGCUUUCUUCCAGAUGAUUGCAAUGAGAGUCAUUUCAUGGUUGGAUUUGUGUUCUGUAUUUUCCCUCUCUUAAAUCUUAUUUGAAGAGUUUGAUUUGAAGAAAUCCAGAGAUCUGAAUGCAUUUCGAAGGAUUGCAAAUUUCGUGUGGCGAGUUUGGUUUUGCCACACAUUCUGGAACUGAUCAAAGGAUUCUGUAUAUAUGCAAAUCGUUUGGAAUAAACGGAAGACGAAGAGGAGGAUAUGGCUGGAAAGUGGCGGUGCUUGUCCCGCCAGCCCACUGAAUGGUUGAAGGGCAAAGUAAUAGGAUCAGGAUCAUUUGGCACUGUUCAUCUGGCCAUCGAUAGCUCCACCGGAGCACUUUUCGUUAUAAAAUCUGCAAUAUCAGAUGCAGGGAUAACGUCACUCAAGAAUGAGGCCAGUAUUCUUGAGAACCUGGAUUCUCCAUACAUCGUCAAAUGCAUAGGAAAAGACGUCUCUUUCGCGGAAAACGGUGAGAUAAAGCACAACCUUUUCAUGGAGUACAUGGCUGGAGGCAGCUUAUCAGAUGUCGCACAGAACUUUGGAGGAGCACUAAACGAGAAACUGAUCCGUUUGUACACCAGAGAAAUCUUGGAAGGUUUGAGGUAUCUACACAAAAAUGGAAUUGUCCACUCCGAUGUCAAGUGCAAAAAUGUGCUCUUAGGCGCAUCAGGAGCCGUGAAACUGGCUGAUUUUGGAUGUGCCAGGAGGCUGAAUGAUAACAAGGUGAGUAGUCAUAAAACAUCAUCACAACGUUACAAUGGGAUCGGAGGGACUCCUCUUUGGAUGGCUCCUGAGGUACUGAGAAACGAGGCGUUGAACUUUGCUGCAGAUAUCUGGUCCUUAGGCUGCACGGUUAUUGAAAUGGCCACUGGCAGGCCACCUUGGGGACUCGAUGCAACGAGCAAGAACCCAAUGGCUGCAUUGCUCAAGAUUGCAAAAGGGCAUGAGCUGCCUGAGUUUCCAAGACAUUUCUCAGAUGAGGGGUUGGAUUUUCUGCAAAAAUGCCUGGAAAGGGACCCUGAAAAGAGGUGGACAAGCGAAAAACUAGCUGGCCACCCUUUUGUUACAGGGAAACUAACGUACACCCAAUGCUCAAGAAAGGAAGUUGCAUUUUCACCAACAAGUGUUCUUGAUGUUGCACGUUAUGAUUCAGAAUAUGAUGAUGAUUCAUGCAGUCCGGAUGAGCUUGUGAGCAGGGUUCCCUUCUCAGUGAAAUGCUGUUUCAUGGAGCAGAACUUUCUACUGCCAAAACAUGCAUCAGAGAACCAGUUGGAGUCAUCUGAUAAUUGGAUUACUGUAAGGAGUAGAUAGAUUUGGCAACGGAAUAGGGACAGAUUGUAAUUUGUAUAGGAUGAUUAGACAGACAGUGGUUAGGAUAGAUUCUUCCGUAGCAUUGGUUUCUCCUUUAUGCUACUCCUUAGAACUUUGGAGACGGGUCCUUGCUUAUUCUUUACUUUCAAUUCUCUUUUAAGUGAUUGUGUAAAGCAAUGUAAAAAUAACACUUUUUAAAUAUGUUCUUGUUUUAAGAGAAACGGCAGUGACAUAUUAUUUAAUA